UGGAGAUGCAUGGGAAGGACUGCUAAAUAGAUUAAGUACGUUUUAUUAUUACACAUGAAAACGCUCUUUCCCCCAUCAACAAUCAGAAUCAACACACACAAUACACUGACCUGUAUUGAAAUGAUGCUGUAAACGAUUACAAGGUUUUAUAAAUUACAGUUUAAGGUUAGAAGAAAAGGAUAUAUUUUUGUAAUGUGGUUUCUUCAUAUCACGUUCCACCUGCCAUGAUCUCGCGUUAGUUCCCGGAGAGGCAUGAGAAGGACUGAAGUGAGUGAAUAGAUUUGAAAAGCAUGCCCUGUGAAGUGAAGCCUCGGUUUGUGGUUCUCUACGGGUCUCAGAAGGGCCAGGCCGAGUCCCUAGCAGAGGGAAUAGCCGAUGUGGCAGAGGAGCAUGGACUGGUGGCUGAGCUCAGUUGCUUGAACCAGAAUGAGAAGUACAAUCUGGAGGAGGAGAAGGCCCCGGUGGUCUUUAUUUUAUCUACCACUGGAGACGGGGAACCACCAGACAAUGCCCUGCAAUUUGUAAAGCGCAUCAAGAAGAAGACCCUCCCCUCUGACCACUAUAGACACCUUUGCUAUGCACUUUUAGCUUUAGGAGACACAAAUUAUGCAAAUUUCUGCAACUGCGGGAAGACGGCUGAGCGUCGUCUGCAGGAACUUGGAGCCAAACAAUUCUAUGCGACAGGAUAUGCAGAUGAUGGUGUAGGACUGGAGGUGGUCGUGGACCCCUGGCUGGAAGGACUGUGGAAAGCAAUCAAAGGAGCUUUAUCAAAAAUGGCUUCUGAUAAGACUGGUUACGCUAAUGCAGAAGCAGGGGAUUCAAUAAAGGAAACUCCUGAUUCAUCCAUACCAGAUGUCCAACUUAACCUUUUGAGAAUAACUGACCAGCAGGACUGUGGGUCGACUGGAGCAUCUGCAGAAAGCCUCUCCAAUUUAGCAACCGCUGCUUCAGCGUCUGCUGCAUCUGAUCUCAGGCCAGCUGUUUCUGCAGGGGGUCCGGUGUUUCCAUCCCAGCCUCUUGGUACUGCCAGUGUUUCUGCAGCGGUGACACAGAGCGUCGAUGCUACAGUUCUUCAUGUUGCAUUAGCAGCUUCCCUGACACACUCCCUGCCGCCGCUGUCUGAGUCCACUCUCAAUGUCCCCGCUCUGCCUCCUCCCUACCUCGAUGUCACCCUUCAGGAGGCAGGCACUGUGCAACAGAUUGUUGGACCGUCAAACAAGGAGACUCUGCAUGAGGUUCCCAUAUCCAGAGCCCUUCAGCUGACCAGAGGAGAUUCAGUCAAGACAGCUCUUCUCUUGGAGCUGGACCUCUCUGCUCACCCAAACCUGACAUAUCAGCCGGGGGAUUCCUUUGAUGUGUUCUGCCCAAACAAAGACACUGAGGUCAUGCUCCACAGAUUGGGCCUUUAUGAGCAGAGAAACCACAGUGUUCAGCUUUCUCUACGUAAAGACACUAAGAAGAAAGGUGCCCAGGUGCCAGCCCACGUUCCCCCCAACAUUUCUCUGCUGUACUUGCUCACAUGGUGUCUGGAGAUCCGGAGCGUUCCUAAGAAGGCGUUCCUGCGGGCGCUGGUGGAGCAUACGGACGACGGCGUGCAGAGGAGGAGACUGCAAGAGCUGUGCAGUAAACAGGGCAGCGCAGACUACAACCUGCAUGUGAGGGACCAGAGCCUGGGCCUGAUGGAGCUCCUCUCCGCCUUCACCUCCUGUUCGCCUCCCCUCAGCCUCCUCAUAGAGCAUUUGCCGAAACUGCAGCCCCGGCCUUAUUCAGCAGCCAGCUCCUGGCUCAGGUAUCCAGGAAGGUUGCAUUUUGUCUUCAACGUGGUGGAGUUCCCAGCAUGCACUGCGCGGCCUGCGGGGAGGCGAGGGCUGUGCACCGGUUGGCUGUUUGACCUCGUCCAUCCUGUCCCGGUUUUCCCAGAGAAGGCUGAAUCGCCACAGAUCCACGUGAGUCUGAGACCUAAGUGCCUCUUCCGGCCUCCCUCUGACCUGUCGGCGCCCUUCAUCAUGGUCGGACCGGGGACGGGAGUCGCUCCCUUCAUUGGCUUCCUGCAGCAGAGGGAGAUUGAGAGGAAGGAGAACCCUGAUGCCAUAUUUGGGGAGACCUGGUUGUUCUUCGGGUGUCGCCACAGAGACAGAGACUACCUGUUCAGAGAGGAGCUGGAGGGCUUUGUGUCCAGUGGCGCACUGAGCCAUCUGAAGGUGUGUUUCUCCAGAGAUGAUCCGGAGGAGCAGGAGGAGGCCUUCACCUCCGCAGCACCACCCAGAUACGUGCAGCACAACCUGCUGAGGAACAGCCGACAUGUCACCGACAUCCUGCUCACACAGAAGGGCUUCCUCUACGUCUGCGGAGAUGCUAAGAACAUGGCUAAAGACGUGAACGACUCCCUGCUGGAGCUGAUCAGGGCGGAGCUGCAGGUGGACCAGCUGGACGCCAUGAAGGCGGUGGCCGGGCUGCGGGAGGAGAAGCGCUACCUGCAGGACAUCUGGGGCUGAGCACAGGGGAGGACAUUCUGCAGCAUCCACUGGUCCUUUUAACGCCUUUAACACCAAAAUGCAUGCUCAGCUGUAACCUUUUAGAGCCGUAAAAUCGUGGAUGCUGAAGGAAGUUUACUGACCCAGGGGUUCACUGCUUCAUCGGGGGCUUUGCUAUUUGAACAGGGAUGAUCUGGGUCACAGCAGUGCUGCAGCAGAUUGCUCCUGCAGUGUGAAAAUGCUUUUAGUGCAGACAGGCCUCCUCCGUUCAUCCCAUCUGGGGAAAAAUAUUUUACCUUCCUCGCCUCCUGUGACGGGGAGAUUGUGAUGAGACUGGCAGUGCUCCGACCUCGAUGAAAACAACACAACAAUCUGAAGCUGCCCAACAACACACAGGGAAGUGUUGAUAGUCAAUCAGGAGGUGGUUUUCUUUUGAUUCAGGGUCAUUUCUUUCAUCUUUUUGAAGGUAAAUCAGGAUUUGAAGUAAGUUUCUCAAUCCAAAACAAAGUGUUUUUUGAUUUAACCAACAUUCUGUUGUAUUUUGACCUGUUUUUGAGGUAAUUGAGACAGAUUUGAAUGUAAAUAAUCCUUCAAAAAGCCCCAUUUUAUAGCCAAUCAUCACUUUAACCAGUAUACUCUCUGGGAUUUUGAAUACAGAGGCAAAUCUCAGUAAAUCUCACUUAUGAUGCUCCGCUCGGACCAGAGGAAUCUAUCAAACGAACUGUUUUUGAAGCUUUCGUCCCCCACUGACUUUUCCGAAGUCCUGCAAACCCAAUUUGAGUCCCACAAACUGUCAUUGAAACCCACACAGCUGUGCCUUGUGUGAUUAGGAAUUAAAAAGCCUCAAUGAUC
This is a messenger RNA of Eleginops maclovinus (Patagonian blennie), 3326 nucleotides long. RefSeq names its product 5-methyltetrahydrofolate-homocysteine methyltransferase reductase (gene mtrr). The transcript is spliced from 15 exons. NCBI's taxonomy places the organism in Eukaryota, Metazoa, Chordata, Actinopteri, Perciformes, Eleginopidae. Gene Ontology annotation, molecular function: [methionine synthase] reductase (NADPH) activity; flavin adenine dinucleotide binding; FMN binding. Gene Ontology annotation, biological process: homocysteine metabolic process. Gene Ontology annotation, cellular component: cytosol. The coding region runs from base 291 to 2495 and encodes 734 amino acids. The record is from RefSeq and is a predicted model, not a curated record.